CCCUCCGCGGCAGCAGGAGGAGGAGGAGGAUGGUUGUGGGGGCGGGCGGCGGCAGCAGCCGCUGGCAGCAGCCGGGAGAAGCCCCGCUGGUGACUGGCUGGCGGCACACACAGCUCUGAGGAGGCGGAGGGUGCCUGAGCCGCGGGGCGGGCGCCUGCGAAGGGGGGAGAGACUGCGGCGGCGGGAGGGGACCGGCACACGCACGCACACACGCACGCAGAGACGGAUGACAGCGGCGGCCGCGGCUGCCACGAUGUGAGGCGGGCUGCGCGGGGGGAAGCGGGGGCUCCGCGGAGAGGAAAGGCAGCCCGCACACCCCCGGCGGCGGCGGCGGGAGGGGCGGCCGGGCCGGGGCGGGGCCGGCCGGGCCCGGGGCGAGCCGUGCGCCCCGGCGGGCGGGGCGCGGAGCGGCCGCGGGCGGCUAGUCUGAGACCGGCGGUGGCGGCGCUGGUGGGCUGACCGGCUCCUGUUUGCUUGGCUCCAGUCUCCCGUCUACGAGCCCGCGGGCCCCGAUGAGGAGCGCCCCUGCGCUGCCGGACUGACGCCUCGCCGCCCUCCCCGCGGACGAGGAGGAGCGCUGCCCGGCGGCGGAGAGCGCGGCGCCCCUGAUCGCGGGCCGCCCCUGCACCGCCCUCCCCAGCGGGGGCUCGUCUGCCGCCUGCGGGGCGGUCGGCGCGGCGCGGCGGUGACAGCGCGGCGGCGGCGAGGCCGGGGGAGCGGGGAGCGCCGCCGCCGAAGACCAUGAGGAAAUUUAACAUCAGGAAGGUGCUGGACGGCCUGACGGCGGUGUCCUCCGCCGCCUCGGCGUCGUCCGCCGCGCAGCAGCAGCAGGCGGGGAACCGGGAGACCGAAAUCCAGGAGACGCUCCAGUCCGAGCACUUCCAGCUCUGCAAGACUGUACGCCAUGGUUUCCCCUAUCAACCUUCAGCCUUGGCAUUUGAUCCUGUUCAGAAAAUACUGGCCAUCGGGACUCAAACUGGAGCACUAAGGCUCUUUGGUCGGCCGGGAGUUGAAUGCUACUGUCAACAUGACAGUGGAGCUGCAGUAAUCCAGCUUCAGUUCCUGAUUAACGAGGGAGCUCUUGUGAGUGCCUUGGCUGAUGAUACCUUACACCUCUGGAACUUGCGUCAGAAGAGACCUGCUAUACUUCAUUCACUCAAAUUUAACCGAGAACGGAUAACAUUUUGUCAUCUGCCUUUCCAAAGUAAAUGGCUAUAUGUGGGCACCGAAAGAGGAAACAUUCACAUUGUCAAUGUGGAAUCAUUUACUCUCUCAGGCUAUGUCAUCAUGUGGAAUAAAGCCAUUGAACUGUCAUCCAAAUCUCACCCAGGACCUAUUGUCCACAUUAGUGACAAUCCAAUGGAUGAAGGAAAGCUUCUGAUUGGCUUUGAGUCUGGAACAGUGGUAUUAUGGGAUCUGAAGUCAAAGAAGGCAGAUUACAGAUACACACACGAUGAGGCUAUCCACUCUGUGGCUUGGCAUCAUGAAGGAAAACAAUUUAUUUGUAGCCAUUCAGAUGGUACCUUGACCAUAUGGAAUGUAAAAUCUCCUACCAAACCUUUCCAGACAAUCACUCCACACGGAAAGCAGCUGAAGGAUGGAAAGAAGCCAGAACCCUGCAAACCUAUUCUUAAGGUGGAAUAUAAAACAACUAGAGCUGGGGAGCCUUUCAUCAUUCUCUCAGGAGGCUUGUCAUAUGACACUGUAGGAAGACGACCCUGUUUAACAGUUAUGCAUGGGAAAAGUACUGCUGUGCUAGAAAUGGAUUAUUCUAUUGUUGAUUUUCUAACCCUCUGUGAAACACCAUAUCCUAAUGACUUUCAGGAACCGUACGCUGUAGUUGUUCUCCUAGAAAAGGACUUAGUAGUGAUUGACCUUGCACAAAAUGGGUACCCUAUAUUUGAGAAUCCCUAUCCUUUGACUAUACAUGAAUCUCCGGUUACCUGUUGUGAAUAUUUUGCCGAUUGUCCUGUGGACCUCAUACCUGCACUCUAUUCAGUUGGCGCUCGACAGAAACGUCAAGGCUACAGUAAGAAGGAAUGGCCUAUCAGUGGAGGCAACUGGGGUUUGAUCACUCAGAGUUAUCCAGAGAUAAUUAUUACAGGGCAUGCUGAUGGGUCAAUCAAGUUUUGGGAUGCCUCAGCAAUAACGCUGCAAGUACUCUAUAAGCUAAAAACAGCCAAAGUAUUUGAAAAAUCCCGGAAUAAAGAUGACAGGCCAAACACAGAUAUAGUAGAUGAAGAUCCAUAUGCUAUUCAGAUCAUCUCAUGGUGUCCAGAAAGUAGAAUGCUGUGCAUAGCUGGAGUUUCUGCACAUGUCAUUAUUUACAGGUUCAGCAAGCAGGAAGUGACAACAGAAGUCAUUCCGAUGCUGGAAGUACGUCUGUUAUAUGAAAUAAAUGAUGUUGAAUCUCCAGAUGGCGAGCAGGUGCCACCUUUACCAACUCCAGGCACAGGUUCCAAUCCUCAGUCCAUUGUUCCCCAGUCUCAUCCAUCUACUAGUAGCAGUUCAUCUGAUGGACUUCGUGAUAAUGUCCCAUGUUUAAAAGUUAAAAAUUCUCCUCUCAAGCAGUCUCCAGGCUACCAAAUUGAGCUAGUUAUCCAGCUAGUAUGGGUGAGUGGAGAACCUCCUCAACAGAUAACCAGCUUAGCAGUCAACUCGGCGUAUGGCCUAGUAGUUUUUGGAAACUGUAAUGGUAUUGCGAUGGUUGAUUACCUCCAGAAGACAGUGCUCUUGAAUCUAAGCACUAUUGAACUGUAUGGCUCCAAUGAUCCUUAUCGCAGGGAGCCACGAUCUCCCCGAAAAACUCGGCAACCGUCUGGAGGUAUGCUGACUGUGGCUUCUUGCAUGUGCGGCCUUUCUAACUUAUAUUCAGAGUCUGUGAAAAAGCUUCGCACGUCUUAUUUAACAGGUCUUUGUGAUAUUAAUGAAGGUACAAUGGUGCCAGAAGACCGCUGCAAAUCGCCUACUUCAGGUUCUGGUUCACCAAACAAUUCUGAUGAUGAUCAAAAAAUGAAUAAUUUUAUAGAAAAGGUGAAGACCAAAAGCAGAAAGUUUUCCAAGAUGGUAGCCAAUGACAUAGCAAAGAUGUCCAGGAAGCUAAGUUUGCCAACUGAGUUAAAGCCUGAUUUAGAUGUCAAAGACAACUCUUUCAGUCGAUCCCGGAGUUCUAGUGUAACUAGUAUUGAUAAAGAGUCACGCGAGGCAAUCUCAGCUCUUCAUUUUUGUGAGACUUUCACAAGAAAGACUGAUACAUCGCCUUCCCCAUGCCUGUGGGUUGGGACCACGCUGGGUACAGUGCUUGUCAUUGUACUGAAUUUACCCCCAGGAGGAGAGCAAAGACUUCUUCAGCCAGUAAUUGUUUCUCCUAGUGGAACCAUCCUGAGGCUAAAAGGGGCAAUCUUGAGAAUGGCUUUUCUGGAUACCACAGGAUCUUUGGUCCCACCAGCACAUGAACCCUGGAGAGAACUCAAUGUUCCUGAAGAUAAAGAUGAAAAAGAUAAAUCGAAAAAGCGACGACCUGUCUCCGUGUCCCCCUCUUCCUCUCAGGAAAUCAGUGAAAACCAAUAUGCAGUGAUAUGUUCAGAAAAGCAAGCAAAAGUUAUCUCACUGCCAUCCCAGAACUGUAUUUAUAAGCAAAACAUAACAGAGACUUCUUUUGUUCUUCGUGGAGAUAUAGUGUCAUUGAGUAACAGUAUCUGCCUUGCAUGUUUCUGUGCCAAUGGACAUAUUAUGACUUUUAGUUUGCCAAGUUUAAGGCCGUUGUUGGAUGUAUAUUACCUGCCACUCACCAAUAUGCGGAUAGCCAGAACAUUCUGCUUCACCAACAACGGACAAGCACUCUAUCUUGUCUCACCAACUGAAAUACAGAGGCUCACCUACAGUCAAGAAACAUGUGAAAAUCUUCAGGAAAUGUUGGGUGAGCUCUUCACUCCUGUAGAAACACCAGAAGCACCGAACAGGGGGUUCUUUAAAGGCCUGUUUGGAGGUGGGGCACAGUCACUUGACAGAGAAGAACUCUUUGGAGAAUCAGCAUCUGGGAAGGCAUCAAGGAGUCUUGCCCAGCAUAUUCCAGGGCCUGGGGGUAUUGAAGGUGUCAAAGGAGCAGCAUCUGGUGUAGUUGGUGAACUAGCACGAGCCCGGUUGGCGCUAGACGAAAGAGGACAGAAACUAGGAGAACUGGAAGAAAAAACUGCAGCUAUGCUUUACAGUGCUGAUUCUUUCUCUAAACAUGCUCAUGAGAUGAUGUUGAAGUACAAAGACAAGAAGUGGUACCAAUUCUGAUGAUGCUCAUCAAUUACAUCUGUUUAAUUUUGUCUUGAUGAAAAAAAAAAUCUUGGUUUUUCAUUAAUUUUGGCAGGACCUUCGAAAUUCAAAGGAGUAUUUACCAUUGGAUACUGUUGUUUCCUAGCACAAAUCACACACUGUUUUACCUCAGUCGUGGCUUUAACUGAGGAGCUUUAUAUUUAAAAGAAACACACACAAAAGAAACAAACUUGAGUGUUUCUUAGCUGUUGGUUAGCUGAGAGUUGGAACAAAGAAGGUAACUGGAACAUGUGGAAAAGAGGGUAAAGGGAAAACGUAGUGUGAGAUGGGCAGGGGCAAUGCAGGGUCAAUCCUGUGUUAAUAUUUCAUAUGCCAGAAGUUUUUGUGCUAUUGUAAUUGCUGCCAGUGUUAUACCCUCCUGUGAGGAGAGGCAAUAAAUCAGGGGUCCAAGAGCUGGAAUAAAGUUGUCUGUCUUGCUGGACCGUAGCUGACUUACACUUACCCCCUCUAAGACUCACUAUAUUUACCAUUAUUGUUGAAGAAGAGUUCAAGUUUGCUGUCACUUCUUUCAUCGGAAAAGCUGGAAGCUUGGAAGAUUUCUUGUUGAAAAUUGUAUACAUAGUUGACCUGUGCAUAGUCUUUUCUUGGACCCCUGAUCUAGUAUUCUUGUAUUCACAUCAUAUUCAGUGAAGUGCAAAACAAGAGAAUACACAAUUUUUGCAUUAAAAAAGUCAAGUGAAUAAUAUGACUGGAAUGUGUCAUGCUGGGAGUUUUCAUUUAUGUUAUGGCUGUGAAAUGUGGUAACAUCUUCAUUGUGGUAAGAAUACUUCAACUUCUGUUCAGUUAAAUAUUAUUUUUUGCCAAAAAUAGUUAUUGGUUCAGUUUGUGUAACAUUUAGAAUUGGCUGUGGGUUCCAUUCAUGCUGUGAACUUUUAUAAAUGUUUAACAGAAUGUAUCUUUACAGCCAUUAAUUAAAAUAGCUGAGAUAGUUUUGAGCAAAACUUAAGUUCUAGAUGCCCCUCUAGUCCUUUACUGUGAAAUCAGAUAAUCUUGGACUCAGGUUUUCAAACAGUUUUACACUCUGUGGAGGUGCUGAUGCAUGAAUAAUGGCAAGCAUCUAAUAUUUAAUAAUUGUCCGUAUAUUGUUUAGCAAAUUUCUAAAUCCUGCUAGUAGAGGUAUUUUACAAGUACCUAUCUCAGCCCCACCCAGCACUAAAGGCCUAAAGUUUGGAUUUAGUCUCUAAAGCAGUGUUUUCAAUGUGGGCAGUGGUAAGUGUCCACUAAAACUUCAGGAACUGGUGAAAUAAUGUUCAGUUUGGGUGAGGUAAAUAAUAUAGCUGAGCUAACUUGUUAAUGGCUGCUGCACUAAAGCUGUAACAGUGGGAAUGACCAGAGCUCUUUUAAAAAGAGAGGAUUCCUUAAAAUAAAUGUUUGCAUUUCAAAAAUUUAUUUAGACUUUCUUCCUCAAAGCAGGAAUAGUUACUGACUGAUUUUGUUUUAUAAAAGGGAGUACUUACAAGCUGAUAGGUCUACAUUGUCUGAAAUUAAUCAUUUGGGUUUGCUUCUCCAAGCAUCACAUUCUGUGUGGUUUUUUUGCACACUUUCUGAAUGUUCCCAAAGCAAAACCUUGGUUAUAUUUGUAUUGUGAAGUGAUGUUGCAGGUACAUAGAUGAGGCAACCUUACAAAACACUUAAAGCAUGCAAAAUAUUGAAGUUACUGAUGGUUCUUAAUUCAUUUUUCAAAUGAAAGGCAAAUAUGUUUGGGCUUUGUAGCACAAAUUGAUAAAUUUUCUGAUUUUAUGUAUAGUAACAAUUUAAAAAGACAGGUGAAUUCUGUUGCCAGUGUGAGGGCAUGCCAUACCAUGUCCACUGUUCAAAGAACUUAGCAAAUGAGAACAUGACAAUUUGAACAAGUAGCUUUGAUUUCUUGAUGGCUCUGUCCCAUACCUACUGAGUCAAUGGUAACUCCAGUUACUUAACUCAGCUUGCCACGCAAUUUUUGCCUCUGCGUGUUAAUUCCUUUUCCAGUGCCCAAUUAAUGCAUAAUUAAAUUAACACCAUUUUGUUAAAAAUUCAGGUAGAAGAAAACUAGAUAAACUGCUAUCCAUACCAUUUCCAAAAAUAAAACACCCUAGCUGACACUUGUCCCCUUCCUUAUCUCACAUUUAUAAAUUGAGAUGACUGAUUAUUAUUAGACCUGGUGAAAAUGAACUAUGUUUCAGAGCUACAGAAUCCUGGAAAAUUAGUCUGGUCAGGCUCUGUGGGAGAGGAUGGCAAAAGUACUCUUCAGCAAAUCAUGGUAUCAAUUCAAUGGAAGAUGACCUUGGUGUGAAAGGAAAGCCUACUUAACUUUCUCAUCAAUAAACAUUUGACAACCACCAGCAAGCAAAAAAAGAGGCAAUGAGAGACCAUCUGCCAGUACAAGAAGAGUAGUGGCUUAAUUGGUGUUAUAGAAUUUAUCAUAGCUGAAUCUUUUUUCUGUUGCAUAUGUUCAGAGCAUGCUUCUAGAGUUGAAAACUAAUGAAAUGAUUACUCAUGAGAUGAAUACACAAAUGGUUCUUGGUCAAUAAAAGGGGCUAUGUACAAUUUUAGUCUAAAGCGUUCCUUUUUCCUUCUCUGUGGAAGGAAGUUGAUCAUACAUCGUUGCAUCUUAUUCUGCUAUUGGUGGUGCACCUUUUGUACAGCAAAGUAUAUUGAAAUCCUUAGGGUAAGCACCCCUGGGUUUUUUGCUACCAUUUUAGUUGUGUGAAACUUUUUUAGAGUGUCUGGAAAACUAUAAAAUACAAUUGAGCUAUUACUUUUUUAUUUGUUUUUGAUGGAAGUGUAAGAAACUGCUGCUACCUAUCUGUUUAUGUGUAGUGUGUCUCAUUAGGAACUGUAAACUGAAGAAGCUUUUCUUCAUCUUAGUCCUGCCAAAUUGUAACUUUUGAAUGUUAUGUGUAAAUAUGCGUGUAUUCCAAAUAAGUCUGAAAGUGUUACACCACAGGCAUCUCCAGUGAUUUGUUCUUCAGCAAACAGUCAGUUAUAAAUUAUAGUGAUAUAUAGCUGUGUUCCUUGUCUGUCUUUAUGCAAAGAUUUUUUGCCUGAGGUGGUACUUGUGUGGCAGGUGAUGUUGGAAAGCUACAUCCAAAGGAGGAUUUUUGGAAGCAAGUUCAUUUCCUUUUUUUCCUUUCUGCUUUCCUUUUCUCUUUUCCGUUUUGGGUUUGGGUUGGGUUUUUUUUGCUUAAUUAAUGGCACUGAUCUUACCUGAACUUUUGAACUUGAAUUUUUCCUGCACUUUAAUUCAAUCAUGGUAUUUGAUUCCUUAAUUUUGUUUCUACAUUUGUGCAGUUCAGGUUCAUUAUCUGUAUAUAAACACACAUGUUCAAUAAAGACUUUAGAACAGAUUA
This is a messenger RNA of Aquila chrysaetos chrysaetos, 7655 nucleotides long. RefSeq names its product syntaxin binding protein 5 (gene STXBP5). The coding region runs from base 742 to 4284 and encodes 1180 amino acids. NCBI's taxonomy places the organism in Eukaryota, Metazoa, Chordata, Aves, Accipitriformes, Accipitridae. Gene Ontology annotation, cellular component: SNARE complex; plasma membrane; cytoplasm. The transcript has 29 exons. The record is from RefSeq and is a predicted model, not a curated record. Gene Ontology annotation, biological process: regulation of exocytosis; regulation of protein secretion. Gene Ontology annotation, molecular function: GTPase activator activity; syntaxin binding; myosin II binding.